UUACUUGUGUAGAUGCGUCUCUGCCCUGUAGUGAAGAAACGACUCUCUCUUCGAACUAGAGCACAACGAAAGUGAAUGCCGUUCUUAUCGCCGUAGUUUAGCGCGACAGAGGGUGCGAAUGGCGGCACAAUAUCGACAACAACCGUUCCCCGCCUCUGUGCGUCUCAACACAGGAGGCCGAACGAGCGAGCAAACGUGGACUAUCAGCGCUCAAGAGCGAGUGCGUUACGAACAGAUCUUCUACAGCCUUCGUCCUCUGGCCGGCAAGCUCACAGGAGCGCAGGCUAGGUCCUACCUGACUCAGUCCAAGUUGGCGGGAACGACGCUCGCGCGCGUGUGGCUGCUCUCUGACGUCGACGGCGACGGUCACUUGACGGUGAAUGAAUUCUCAAUUGCCAUGCAUCUCAUUCAGCUGAAAUUGCAAGGCGCCGAAUUACCGACGUCGUUGCCGCCGAGUCUGAGAGGAAAUCUGGUUGGUCAGACGUCCACAUUUGUUGACCAAUCACGAGGCGGGAUGAAUUUUAGUAUUAGUCAUCCGGGAAUGCCGGUCUAUCAGCAGUUGACGACGUUGCCAAGGAAGCAUUCAGGGUUGGAAUUUGGUGAGACGAGAGGCACGAGCCCUGCAUUGAAACGAAGUGCGACGUUGCAUGUGUCGAGUAAGGGGGGUCAAGGGCAGGCGAAGGAUGAGGAUGUGCCAUGGGCGGUGCAAGUGUCGGCGAAGAAGAAAUACAAUCAGAUGUUUAAUGCGCACGAUCGGCUGAGGAGCGGGUAUUUGACGGGAGUGCAGGCGAGAGCGGUGCUGUUGCAGUCGAAUCUACCACAGCAACACCUGGCACAGAUAUGGUCUCUUGCUGAUAUUGAUAACGAUGGUCGUCUCUCUAAUGAAGAGUUUGCGGUUGCUAUGCAUCUUGUAGACGAAGUUCAAGCUGGUAGACAGUUACCUACAUCCCUUCCUGUCUCUCUCAUUCCUCCAUCAAUGAGACGGAAAGCGAGUAUUCAACAGCAACCACUGUCCGCUGUUACACUUGACACAGCAGCAUCGAAGAUGGAGAGGAAGUCGUCUUUUCCGGUGCACACGCAGUCGUUUGAAGACAAACGACGUGAGAACUUUCAACGCGGACAAAUGGAACUCGAGAAACGAAGGCAAGAGAAACGAGAACGAGAACAGAAAGAGAAAGAGGAGAGACAACGUAAGCAACGAGAAGCGCUAGAAAAACAGGAGAGAGAACGCCGAGAGGCCGAAGAGCGUCACAUCGCCGAACAAGAAUUCGAGAAGCAAAACGAACUCGAUCAAAUCAAACUCAAACACGAACAACUGCAAGGAAUCAACCUACAGAGACAAUCAGCACAGAAGGAGAUGGAACUCGCGAGAGAACACGAAUGGCAGAAGAGACGCAAACAAGAACUAGAAAGUCAGAAAUCGAAACUCACUGAUGUCGUCAGCAAUCUCAAACAGAAAGUCCGUACAGUUAACAUCGAGUUAGAGACAUUGAGUCAGCGGUACGAGGCGAUGUUGACGACGUUGCAGAAGAAUCGGAGUCGAAUCGAGGAGACAAACUUGGCGUUGAACAGACUGUCUGUGUCAAGAGACACACGAACGAGCGAACUAGAGAGGUUGCACAGCGACUUGACGACGUCGAAUCAGAGAUUGAAUUUCUUGUCCGAGGCGAGAGAUCGACUGACUCAAGAGUUUAAAAUGAAAACUGGAUCGCCUGGAGCCAUAUUAUAUCAGUCUGUGUUGGAUCAAUGUCGUGAGAAAGUCACCAGCAUCAACCAACUUCGAUCAGAACAAAGAGAACAGCAAGAGAAGCUCGCAGAGAAAACAAGAGAACGAAACGCACAUCAAGCUCAACUCAUGGAAUUGAGCCAUUCGUGUGAAUCAUUGUUGAUUGAUGUGAAACGAUUGCAACACGAGUUGCAUGUAAAGAACGAGAGACACAGCGCCGAACGUAAGAGACAAACCGAAGAACGAAAAAUGAAGGAAGACGGGGCCAGACAACGACGAGAGGAUCUAGAACAAGCGAAACGAACAAGUGAACAGAUGAGAAUACGUGAAGAGGAGGAACGUCGGAGGAAAGAAGACGAUGCAAGACGAAAACGAGACGAAGAACUCGCUGCAGUACAACGAGAACGUGAAAACAAGAGAAUGAGAGAACAACAACAGCAGCAGGAAGCUGAAGAGGCAAGAAUGAAGACGUUAGAGUCGACAGCGUGGAGAGGAGAAAAAGCGUUUAAUGACAAAUCUGUUCCAAAAGCAAAGCGAGAUCCUAACCAUCAAAUUAAGAUAAUCCAAUCAGCUGCUCUUAAGAAAGCAGAGUUGGAUGCAGAUGCCGAGAAACGGAGCCAAGAGUUGAACGAACGUCAACAGAAGGAACAAGAAGUGAGAAAAAAGGUAGAACAACUUCAUAAACAGCGAGCAGAACUACUAGAAAAGAAACGUAAACAAGAGCAAGAAGCAGCCAGACAAGCAGUCGACGAGGUAAGAAGGAAAGGUGAAAUGCAGUUGCAGAAAGCCACAGAGGAGGUAGAAAGGCAGCAAGAGGUGAAACGCAGGGAGGAGGCACUGCAACAGCAAAAGGCAGCCGAGGAAGCCAAGAGGAAAUUGGAAGCUGUGAGAGAACAGAGACUUGCAGAUGAGGCAAAGAGGAAGGAGAAGGAGCAAGCAGAUGCAAAGAGGAAGGAAAUCGAGGCAAGAAAACAGGCUUUGUUGGCGAAGAAAAAAGAGCUGUUGGAUAAAAGGAACGAAAUGGCCGAAAUCAGCGCUGCAUCCAUCCGAUAUCGCGCCGAGUUUGACUUCGUCGCUCGCAACGAACACGAAUUAUCAUUCAAACAAGGAGACAUCCUCAUCGUCAAAGAUCCAUCACACGACACCGACCCCGGAUGGAUGAAAGGAACAGUAAACGGUCAAGACGGCCUCUUCCCCGAGAACUACUGCGUCAAACUCGAGACAAGAGCGUUACCUCAACUCCCAAGAAAAAUGCGAGAGAGCAAGUCACGUAGUCCCACUCCUCCACAGUCGUCAACCGUAUUACCGUCAACUAAACAGACAGACAGUCGAAGCCCGUUGUCAGCGAGUUCAGGAGACGAUAGCCAUGAUGUUAAACCGAGACGAGAAACAAGCCCACCGAGUAUGACGCUAUCAAACAUCUUGAGUUAUCACUCCGGAGCUUCGUCACCAACCGGUCCUCUCUCGCCAACCUUAAGUGAUACUGAAGAGAGAGACGUGACAUCGUCUGAUAAGUCACGAGAACGACUGUUGUCGCCCGAGUCGUUUCGGGUCAUCGCUUUGUAUCCGUGGCGUGCACAGAAGGACGACCAUUUGUCGUUCGCGAAGGACGAGGUGAUCACCGUUCACGACCAGAACGAGAUGUGGUACAGCGGCGAACUGGGAGGGAAGACCGGUUGGUUUCCCAAGUCGUACGUGAAGCCGAUUGUUGUUAGAAAGUCGGUGUCUGCAUCUGUGCUACAAGAGACGUUUAACUCACCACUAGAACAAGCAAUUGUAUUGUCAGACGUAGUCGAGGCAACUGAAACAGAUGCAGGCAUGCCACAAGCAUACAUCGCUCUCUACAAUUAUUCCGGUUCGGCUGGUGAUCUCAGCUUCAAAGCAGGCGACAUCAUCAACGUCACCCAAAUGAAAGGAGAAUGGUGGACGGGCACGAUCGGCGACCGGAAAGGCAUAUUUCCAUCAAACUACGUAAAGAAACGAAAACGAAGCGACUUCACAGUAAAAGACCUCACACCAGCAUCACACCCUCGAACCUUAUCAUCUUCAACUGAUACAAAACCAACACCGAAACGACCUCCGAUCGCAACUGUUAGAGCUGAUUAUGAGGCACAAGGUCCUGAGCAGCUCUCGCUACGAGCUGGACAAAUAAUUCACGUGAGGAAGCAAAAUCCGAACGGCUGGUGGGAAGGAGAGCUGCAGGUGAGAGGCAAGAAGAGGAAGGUCGGUUGGUUUCCUAGCAACCGUGUCAAGUUGAUGGGAAAUCCGUUUCAAACGGCAGCGGUUAGUAAAGCCAGUACGAUUAGACGAGGCAGCAGGGAUGACAGUAGUCAGUCCAGUUCGUCGUCAGUGCAGAACUCACCGAAGGGUGACAACCACGUAUUAGCAAUCUACUCCUACACGGCUGCCAGUAGUGAUGAGCUAACGUUCAACAAAGGCAGCGUAAUCACCGUCCUAAGCAAAGAAGGCGAAUGGUGGAAAGGAGAACUGAACGGCACGGUUGGCGUCUUCCCGUCCAACUAUGUCCAACCACUCAGUGAACUCCAACCUCCGUCAACACAGCAAUGGAGCGAUACGAUUAGUCCAGUGAUUUUGCAAGGACUUGGGGAUAUGGAGAGGAAGAGACAGGAGGCAAUUUUUGAGUUGGUGCAGACGGAGAAGAGGUACACGGACAGUUUGAAUCUUGUCGUUGAGAUUUUCAUGGAGCCGAUGGCAGAAAAUUGUAUUUUAGAAGAAAACGAGUUGUCUGCCGUCUUUGUGAAUUGGAAAGAAAUAAUUGUCAGCAACGACAAACUUCUCAAGUCAUUGAAUGUGAGACUGAAAAUGCAUGAAGGAGAGCCGAUCCCAAUGAUCGGUGACAUUCUGUGUGAACAGUUGCCAAGGUUGACUGCGUACAUUCGUUUCUGCAGUCGACAGUUGAAUGCCUGCAACGUUCUUCAGCAGAAAAACAGUCCGGCACUUCGUGAGUUUGAAACGAGAUGUGCUCACGAUUCGCGUACGGGAGGACUCCGUCUUAGUAGUUUCCUACUGAAGCCGAUGCAGAGAGUAACAAAGUACCCUCUACUAGUCGAGAAGAUACUGAAGUACACUCCAAGUAAUCACUGCGAUCACGAGUCGUUGACUGAAGCGCAGAAGAAGGCUGAGGAUCUUUGCAAUCAGGUGAAUGAAGGUGUGAGGAUGCAAGAGAAUUCGGAUCGUCUGGAAUGGUUUCAGAUUCAUGUCAAUACGACUGGCUUGUCUGAAGAACUGGUUUUCAAUUCGUCUACAAAUUGUAUGGGCACUCGCAAGAUCCUUUACUCAGGACACUUGAAGAAGGCUCGUAGUGGUCGAGAGCUAUUUGGAGUUUUGUUCAAUGAUUUUCUCAUGCUCACGCAAGCUGCAUCACGGAAUCCCAUUUCGGCAAUUUUUGACUUGUCGUCCACUGUGAAAUACGAUAUGUAUAGGAAGCCUUUAUUUGUCAAUAAUCUGGUGGCACAGCCGAUGUCUGGUGGUCAGUAUGCUGAUGAGUGUUGUUGGUCGUUGACGUUUGGAGAGGAGAAGCCGCUGAUUGUGAAAGCGGAUAGUAAUAAUGAGAGGAAUUUAUGGAUUUUUAAAAUUCAAGAAGCAAGUAAGAGCUACAGAGACAGAAAGAAAUCAAUCGAACAGCAAGAAGAGCAACUACGUAGAAGUAGAGGCCGAGGAGUUGGCCAACUUGCUGUCACAAUUGUUGAAGCAACUGACCUACCAAUUGGGGAUAUCUCUGGCAAGAGUGAUCCAUAUUGUGUGGUUACACUUGGUGUUCAGACACAGAAGACGAAUGUCAUUGAGAAGACGUUGAGUCCAAAGUGGAAUACGAGGAUGGAUUUUGCAGUUCGUGAUCCGAAGCAAGAUAGACUUUCUAUUGUUGUGUAUGAUCGAGACUUCUUCUCACCAAGUGACUUUUUGGGUCGAGCUGAAGUUCUCCUCUUCGAUCUCCUUAGAGACGGCCGAGGGCCAUGGGACAAGUGGCUGGUGCUCCACGACGUAAAAACUGGUGAAGUACACGUACAGCUAGAUUUCAAAUUUCACCGUGCAGUAAGUAAAGACCGGUAAUGGAUUACACUCGAGCGUCAAAACAUUUUUUCAUUAAUAUUAACUUCUAUCGGUGUGAUGCAAGUUAGUUAUGGUGUGUGUAUAUACUUAAUGCUUUUGGAGAUAACUUUCUAUAUUAAAUCAAGUUGUGAAAGGUUUUCUGUAUUGGAA
Corticium candelabrum is the source of this 5947-nucleotide messenger RNA. Its product is annotated as intersectin-1-like. Gene Ontology annotation, molecular function: guanyl-nucleotide exchange factor activity; calcium ion binding; protein binding. The record is from RefSeq and is a predicted model, not a curated record. Lineage: Eukaryota; Metazoa; Porifera; Homoscleromorpha; Homosclerophorida; Plakinidae. The transcript has 32 exons. Bases 119 to 5797 code for a protein of 1892 amino acids. Gene Ontology annotation, biological process: positive regulation of Rho protein signal transduction.